UUAUCGUUUUCUUCCGUAAGAGGGCGUCAAUUUCUGCGACGAACUUUUCUGUUUUUUAGAGGACGUCGGACAUGAUUCGAUCUCUAGGAAAACUGAUAAAUUUCCAAAAGAAUGCCAUUCAACUUCUUCAGAGUAAAAAUAGAAAUGUUGAAGCUAGAAAAUUAUGGGGUUGGUUAAAUACCGUCUUUAACAAAGUUGAUCCAGAACGAAUAAAAGAAGUUGGUCCUGACCGAGCAGCAGCCGAAUGGCUAAUCAGAUGCGGUGCAUCAGUAAAGUGGAAAGACAUAGACAAAUGGCAAGUUGAUUACAAUACUUUACCGACAGGCAACUUUCAGAGAUACAAAAUAGAAGAAAUAGAUGCAACAGAUUCUUCGGUGAUGUACGUUGGAUUUCCUCAUUUAAAGAAUUUAAAUUAUUUGAAAAGAAUAAAAUUCCAUAAUUGUAGUUAUUUAAAUGAUGAAGGUUUAGAAAUGUUAGACCUUGUGAAAGACACAUUACAACACCUGGAAAUAACAAGUUGUGGAAAUGUUACAAAUAAAGGAUUGACGCCUCUGAAGAAUUUAAAAAACUUGAAGUAUCUAUUGUUGUUCGAUCUUCCAGAAAUAGUAAACAGAGAAGCUUGUGUGGAAGACUUGAGAAAUUCUCUUCCCGGAUGCGAAAUCCACUUUCCUGCACCAGAAAAGCAAUAAAGUGCUAAAUUAUCGAUUAAUUUUGCAAGUAGCGUUUGAACAUUUUUCUUGAGUUCAAAAGGAAGCAAAUAAAUAAUUAUUUUUAUUAUUAUUUA
Messenger RNA from Centruroides sculpturatus (bark scorpion), 784 nucleotides. Its product is annotated as ATP synthase subunit s, mitochondrial-like. NCBI's taxonomy places the organism in Eukaryota, Metazoa, Arthropoda, Arachnida, Scorpiones, Buthidae. The record is from RefSeq and is a predicted model, not a curated record. Bases 72 to 689 code for a protein of 205 amino acids. The transcript is spliced from 5 exons.